Vanrija pseudolonga is the source of this 228-nucleotide messenger RNA. RefSeq lists its product as uncharacterized. NCBI's taxonomy places the organism in Eukaryota, Fungi, Basidiomycota, Tremellomycetes, Trichosporonales, Trichosporonaceae. The record is from RefSeq and is a predicted model, not a curated record. The coding region runs from base 1 to 228 and encodes 75 amino acids. The transcript has a single exon.
AUGUCCGCACCCCAGCCCACGUCCGACCGCCAGACCCGCUCGCAGGCCGCCGCGGCGCAGCAGCAAGCCGGCGGCCAGCACCACGGCCACCACCACGGCGGACACCACGCCGCUGCGGGCCAGCAGACGCAGGGCGAGAUCGCGCCCGGUACGGGCAAGAACCACCACCAUCACCACGGGGAGGGGCACACGCCCGGCUCGCACCUCGACCACAAGGACGGCAAGUAG